AUGUCAGAUCCACCAUCGAAACGACGCAAAACGACCCCCGACGCGACAUCUGCAGAAGAUACGAACACCAACUCAAAUGCGCCUCUCCUACAAUCGCCAGUAACACACAGACAAUCAUUCCAAUCGCCCACCAGGUCAAGUUUGGCACGCUCAAAUCCAGAGAUAUUAUCUCAUGUCCUGGCUCGAUCUCCGACGCGAAGUCCGCAGCGACAACAGCAGGGCAUAUCGUUUGGGUUACGGGAUCGGAAAGCUCUACGACCGUCUUUGGCUACAAACACAGGUUCUUCUCCGCUGAGAGCGUUGUCGCAGUCACCGAGAAGAGGAGGGGCUAUUGCUGCUACCCAGCAGCAGGUUUUUGCCGCUCCGCCGCGAAGGGUAUCGAGAAGGAUUGAGUCGCCGAGACGGAGUGUUGCUCGAGAUACCGAGGUUAGGGGUGGAGAACAACUGGUCGAGGCAGAAAAAAGAAGGGAAACAACACCUAUACGACAAAAUGAUCCGGAUGAACAACUCGCUUCUGAACUCGAUAGCGCAACUCGAGAAUUGGAACAUUCAGGCUUGAUGGCGCCUUCAUCGUUCAACGAUGAUUUGCCAGAGCCAGAAUUACCUCCUACGCCGACACAAUUGGGCCGUGAAAAACGUCUGAAAGCGUCAUUGGAUUUGCUGAGUAGUCCUAGCGCGGGAAGGAGGUUACGAAGGGAUUUAUUAGGUCCGAGCAAACUCGGUAUUGGGGGCGUAGCGCCAACAGAAGAUAUACGCGACGAUGAAGAUGAAGAGCUCGAUGAUCCGGCUAUGCAGGAACGGAAGAAGCUCAAAAGAGAGCUUCUUGAGCAAUUGGAUCAAUUAAAGGCCGAUGUUGCGCAGCUAGAAAACUGGACAAAUCGAGCCAAACGCGGUUAUGAGAGUCAACGGGCUGAUCAGGAGGAUGUCUCGAAGUUGAUCUCUCUUCUAGCCUCGACAAACAAAACAACAGAUCGACCACCAGACUCUGCAACAGAUCAACCCCCCAUCUCAACUCUGAUAUCCUCUCUACUCCCAUUUUCAGCAAAAGCCGUACCAAUCAACAAACGAUCAGCAUCCCCCGAGCCCAUCAACGCAUUCGCACUCAACAACAUACCUGACCCAAAGCCAUAUAUAACCGCAUUUGCACCUUUGACUCUGGAGCAUUCCACUACCUUGUCCGUAUCUACAUCGCAAGAAAGUGCGAUCAUUGAAACGCAUGAAAUCACACUAUCAGCUCCGCCUCCCUUCCCAUCAAGUCAGUUCAGAAUCCCACUUCAGUUCACGACCGACUUGCAGUCGCAACGAAUUACAUCGAUAUCCCUGUCGAAGCGCGCAACUCAAGAAGCACAAAUCCCUCCUGCCCUAGAAGCAUGGAUUGAAUCACGAAUCUCAAGCCCUAUUGUCGGGCUUGACAUCUCCGGUCUCUGUUUUGGCGUCAGUCGCUUCUGGGAAGCAUCCCUCUGCCGGGCACGGAUCUGGACACGUCUCCGACAGACUCAGGAAGUUCUUUUAUCCAAAAAGAGCGCUAAGAAGAGCAAAAAACUCAGCGAAAUAGACUCGGAGUCUCUAACAGGUCCAUUGCGAAAAUCAGACUCACGAUUCAUCAUCCCUCACUUGCUACGCUCGUCCAUGCAGUUCUCAUCACCACCGAGUCCCCUAGGGUCAAAAAGAGAGUCAAAGCUCAUCCUCAGCUGUCCCCUAAGUCUGGAUCGGUGGACGAGCGAAGCACAACUCAAACCGGAUAUAAGUAUCCACAUCUCUGAUCAGGGCGAGGCACAGCGCACUAAAGCAGAGAUGGAAUUGAAGCGGUUGUUUCACUCUGUUCUUAAAGAGGAGGUAAGCAGGAGGACCAUAGGAAUCCAUGAGGAAAGAGAAGCACAGGCGAUUGUGAAAGCGGUUGAGGGUGUGAUGGGUGUACUUUUUGGAGUGGAUAUUCUAUAG
Messenger RNA from Talaromyces marneffei, 1941 nucleotides. RefSeq lists its product as uncharacterized. Lineage: Eukaryota; Fungi; Ascomycota; Eurotiomycetes; Eurotiales; Trichocomaceae. The transcript has 2 exons. The record is from RefSeq and is a predicted model, not a curated record. The coding region runs from base 1 to 1941 and encodes 646 amino acids.